AAUGGGAAAAAUUGGGGUAUUUUUUGCUAUAUUUGUAAUUGGAACUGGUUCUGCUGGUUCGAAAGCUUUGAUACCUUCAUUGGGAGCUGAUCAAUUCACGACUGAUCAGUUAUCGAAAAGAGAGCUUUUCUUUUCGUUUUUCUAUAUGGCUACUAAUAUUGGUUCGUUUAUAUCAACAAUCGCAACUCCUAUAAUGAGAUCAAGGAAAUGUUAUGGAGAUAAUUGUUUCCCUUUAGCUUUUGGAGUAGCUACUGCUAUGCUGUUUGUUGGUAUUACGAUAUAUUUUUCCUUCUCAAAGUAUUAUAAAAAAUUACCACCAACGGGUGAUUUAAUAUCUAAACUUAUUGGAUGCAUCUAUACUGCUAUUAAACAUAAACUUGAUAGAACCACCAAAGGAGAUUAUGAUCAUUGGCUAGAUAGAGCUGCACAUAAAUACACUGGAAACUUUAUGAUUGAACCAGAUAUGAUGGGAGCAUUAAAUCCUUUUUUCGUCGUUAUCUUGAUACCUUUCAUCGAACUUGUACUAUAUCCUGUAUUGAAUAAACUCGCAAUACUCCAAAAGCCUAUUGAAAGAAUGAGUUUUGGGAUGUUUCUUGCCGCACUUUCAUUUGUUCUGGGAGGAAUUUUACAAAUACAAAUUAAUAAAACUCAAACCCAAGAAAUAAAUAGUCAAUGGUCCGAAGUUCAAUUUCAAAAUGCUUUUCACAAUUGUUCGUUAGGAAUUGAAUUUAAUAAUAUUAACUAUAAAUUAGAUUGGAAGGAGAUAACAGAAAAAACGAAAAUUAAAUCACAAAAUUCUUAUUUGACUAAAAUUAACGCUUCUAAUUGUGGAAUUAAUAACGUAAAUGUAAUAAAUAUUACGGGUAAAGAGAAGCAAAGAAACACGUGGUUAUUAUAUGCUGAUAGUAAUAAUAAUGGAUUAAAAUCUUUGCAAUUGGAACAAACAAGUUUGGAGAGAGUUUUUGAUGGAAAAUUUAAAGCAAGAUUUAUUAAUUUAAUAGGCAGAAAAAUAGAAUUGCAAUUUAAUGGUGAAGGUAGUUCGGAUCAGCAACAUUUACUCAAACUUGAGAACGAAGUAUCAACUCCUUAUACCGAAUAUGGACAUGGAAAAUUCGACAUUCGUGUUGAUAACAAAACUAUAAAUGAAAGAUUUCUAUUUCGGUCAGGAGUAGUUAGUACAGUUGUUAUACAAUCUUCAUCAAAGGAUGAUGACGGUAUUAUUUAUAGCGUUAUAACGGAUGAUAUUAAACCUCAUACAAUAAGAAUUUUCUUUAUGAUUCCACAAUAUUUUUUUUUAAGUAUGGCAGAAUGCCUAUUUUCCAUUUCUGGUUUAACAUUUGCCUAUUCUCAAGCGCCAAUAAGUAUGAAGGCAAUGAUUCAAGCAUCGUGGUUCUGGACAAAUGCUUUUGGUAAUUUAUUAGUUGUUAUUUUAUCAAAGAGUGUAAAAUUUUCGAAUUUUGCAAUCCAAUUCUUUUUAUAUGCUGGUUUAAUGAUUGUUGCAAUGCUUAUCUUUAUCUUUCUAUCCUGGGGAUACAAGUAUAGAAAAGAAGAUAAUUUAGAAGAAACUGUACAAGAAAAUGAUCUGAAGAAUGAUAAAAUGGAAAUUGACCAGUACUCAUAUGAAAAUAAGGGUGCAAAUAUUGACAAUGACAUACUCUAUACGUUUUAA
Molecule: messenger RNA, 1669 nt
Organism: Dimorphilus gyrociliatus
Lineage: Eukaryota; Metazoa; Annelida; Polychaeta; Dinophilidae
Source: the annotation of a GenBank genome assembly